Rhizoctonia solani is the source of this 14901-nucleotide messenger RNA. Its product is annotated as AAA domain protein. The transcript has 22 exons. Gene Ontology annotation, cellular component: preribosome, large subunit precursor; nucleus. Gene Ontology annotation, molecular function: ATP hydrolysis activity; ATP binding. NCBI's taxonomy places the organism in Eukaryota, Fungi, Basidiomycota, Agaricomycetes, Cantharellales, Ceratobasidiaceae. The record is from RefSeq and is a predicted model, not a curated record. Gene Ontology annotation, biological process: rRNA processing; ribosomal large subunit assembly. Bases 1 to 14901 code for a protein of 4966 amino acids.
AUGCGUACAGUGGAUGCGGUUAUGGGAGCAUAUGAUCCCCUAAAAUUUGACCUAGUUGGUCAAUCACAAGCACUUUUGCAUAAAAUCGAGCGUCACACACAAACCAUUCCUGCUAGGGCGUACCUAGAAUCCGCACUAAAAGAGUCGCCCCAAUUGAAUGUAUCCAAAGUUCUGAGCGCGAUCUCCCGGCUCAUGUCUAUUCCUGCCUUGACGGUCUUAGUCGCCGAUAAUUUCCUCCCUCUCCUGAUGGAUCUUUGCGCGCGGUGGCUAGAUGAUGAUGACGUUGAUGAAGUCGAUCGGCUUGUGGCCUUGUGUUUACUCGUAGAGCCCUACGAAGAAAUUUUCCCUAUCCUGGCAGCGUACUUACGUCGCACCUCCCUCUCUCAUGGUCCUCUCCGAUUCCUCAUUGAGCCUGAUCUAGUGAUGUCCGAAGUCCCCGCUCUACACCUCCAACGAAUCCUAAUUGCCUAUUAUCGCCUGCUCGGCGCAGAUCCAAGUACACCAGCUCGUUUGGGCUGGUCUGCUGCGCUUCUUCAAGUCCUAUUCCGACCAGUGCUCGGAGAAUCAUCUCCUCAUCCCAACCAUGCUGUACGGUGGCUUGCCCUCCGUUGCUUUGGUCUCCAAACCCAUCUGAGCGAAAUCACAAGGACACAGCUGGAGACCGAAUUCGUUAAUGUACACGAUGCCGAGCUCAUAGAACUACAUGUCGGGUGUGAAUUGGAUACAGCUCCUAACCUAAAGGAAAUUAUUAUGGACGCUCGCGUCUUUCCCCUGGCCGAAAUUAGAAGAAUACAAACGAAACGAGAACAGCUAGCCCAACAACCUAUUCAUUCAUUCUUCCCCUCACAUGUAACGGUCGCGCAAAUCAUCGAGUCCGACCUCAGUCGUUGGAUCGUUAACGUUUCUAAUGUAUGCAAAAUCGUUGAUAGGAUCUUAUGUUUCCGCAUCUGCAACCCAAGAUCUACAGGGAGUUUUGAAUGGCAAGAUGGUGCCAUCCCACGCGCUCUGCGAUCCGGGAAAUGGCUAGUACUCGCAGACGUGGAUCGUGCAAGUACUGAAGUUCUUGCCACUUUCCUUCCUCUUGUCGAGAAUAUGCGUCCCGGAAAAUUCAUUGGAGAGCUACCCUCUCUUGAUUUGGGAGGUGGGCGUGGGCGCAUCCAGGGAGCACCUAGCUUCAUGUUGUUCGGAAUGCGAUCUGUGGGUAAGAUCAUCAACGACAAGGCCCAUGUAUAUGCUCCACCAACAUUCUUUGGACAUAAGCAUUGGUUCGAGGUCCAGUUUCUUCCGCCUUCCGUUGAGGAACUAGUAUCAAUUGUCCAAAAACGCUUUUCCGGCUUCGAGGAUAACGUAUCGUUCGCCAUCGUUACUUUUUGGCAACAAAUGAAGGAUACCGCUCAAACCCUUACAAAGGCUAGGGAUGUUGGCAUGCGUGAUCUAGAAAAGUUUUGUGCGCGACUGGAGCAAUUAUCGCUACCUAAUACAUCGUCAUCAACGCGGGGUUCCUCGCUCUCUCGACUGUUUCCCAAUCAUGUUAUACGGGAGGACAUUCUCUUGGAAGCCCGGGAUGUCUUUUUUGCUGCGUACGAGCUUGGGACACAACAUUUUAACUUGCUCGCCCACCGUGCUACAGCUCUACUCGAUUUGGAUGAUGAGCGCGCUAGCUGGGUUUUAUCCAAACGCACUCCUCAACACUCCAUGCGCAAGACUGGUGACGUUAUUAUAGGUCGUUCCCAACUUCAAAAAAAUGCUUCAGCAAGUAUUUCCGACUUGGGCGUUUCGAAAAACUUUGCAUUACACCGACCUGCCCUGACUCUCCUCGAAAGCAUUGCUACGUCCGUCAAAACUCGUGAAUCAAUUCUGCUUGUAGGAGAGACGGGAACCGGAAAAACGACCUCAGUUCAGCAUGCCGCGCAACUCACCCAUACACCACUUGUGGUACUAAAUUUAUCUAAUCAGAGCGAAGCAUCCGACCUUCUCGGCGGGUUUCGGCCUAUAGAUGCGCGUGUGCCUGCUGGGAAACUCCAAGAGAUGUUUACCGAGCUGUUCGGUGAAACUUUUAGUCGCAAGAAAAACAAGCCUUUCGAGGACGCUGUACGGUCGGCCUACGUCGGAGGUAAGUGGGCCCGGGUAGUGAAAAUGUGGAGGAAGCUGGGAAAAUGGCUGGUGUCGACAACGCCCGAGACCAAGCCGAAAGGUGAUCGGGUGGAAGAGGCCUCGCAUGGGGAGCAAUCCGAAGGACCCAGGAAACGGAGAAAGCUGAAUUCAGAGUGGGAGAAUUUUAUGCGAGAAGUGGACGAAUUCGAUGCUGCCCAUGUCAAGGGGCAAUCAAAAUUCGUUUUCUCAUUCGUAGAAGGACCUCUUGUCACAGCGCUAAGAAACGGUCAUUGGAUUCUGUUGGACGAAGUUAACUUGGCAAGCUCUGAAACUCUUGAGUGCAUUUCUAGCAUCCUCCAGGGUCCCCAUGGAUCAGUCACACUAACCGAAGCUGGUCAAUUGGAUCCCGUUCCAAGGCAUCCAGGAUUCCGUCUUUUUGCCUGCAUGAACCCAGCCACUGAUGCUGGAAAGAAGGACCUUCCACCAAAUAUCCGUUCUCGAUUCACUGAAUUCUACGUCCCUCCCCCCGAUGCUGAUGAGGAAGCUCUACGAAGUAUGGUUCAACAAUAUAUCGGCCACUGCUCACUCGGAGAUAAGGUUGCUAUUACUGACGUUGCAGACUUCUACAUUACUGCCAAGCGCCUCACCGCGACACGACAGCUUGCCGAUGGACAAAAUCACGUCCCGCAUUUCAGCAUGCGCACUUUAGCCCGCGCGUUGACCUUUGCUUCUGACUUGACUCCUAUCAUGAAGCUUCGUCGAGCACUCUGGGAGGGUAUAGCAAUGGCAUUUACCAUGACAUUAGAUACCAAGAGUGCCGAGGUGCUGCGUUCUGCGGCCGAAAAACAUAUACUUGGUGGUAUCAAAAACCUGCCAGCACUCCUCAACCAGAACGUUCCUUCCCCCGAUAACGAGGCACAGGAGAAUUACAUUCAACUUGGUCCUUUUUGGCUAUUGCGUGGGCCCGAACCUGUAAAAUCGGUGGACGAAUAUAUCCUAACACCAUCUGUUCAAAAAAAGCUCAUUGACUUGGCUCGUAUUGUUACAACCCGCCGUUUCCCUGUCCUGAUCGAAGGACCAACCUCAAGUGGCAAAACGAGUUCCGUUGAAUAUCUCGCCAAACAGACUGGGCACCGGUUUGUACGAAUCAACAAUCACGAACACACCGACCUCCAAGAAUAUCUUGGUUCAUAUAUGACUGAUCCUGCUACCGGUAAACUCAAAUUCCAAGACGGGGUCCUCGUUAGGGCAUUGCGGGCUGGCGAUUGGAUUGUACUCGACGAGCUUAAUUUGGCACCAACUGACGUUCUUGAAGCCCUCAAUCGACUACUCGAUGACAACCGCGAGUUGGUGGUACCGGAAACCAAUGAAAUCAUUCGACCCCACCCGAACUUCAUGCUCUUUGCUACUCAAAAUCCGCCCGGCUUAUAUGCAGGUCGCAAGGUUCUCUCCCGUGCUUUCCGAAAUAGAUUCCUCGAGGUUCAUUUCGACGAUGUUCCUCAAGAUGAACUCGAAACAAUUCUGUGUCAGCGUUGCGGAAUCGCGCAGUCUCAUGGUCGAAAGAUUGUUGCCGUCUUCCAGGAGCUCCAAAAGCGCCGACAAGUCGAGCGGGUCUUUGAAACCAAGAAUAGCUUUGCUACUCUACGUGACCUGUUCCGCUGGGCAAAUCGACACUCUGAAGGAUACACCGAAAAUGCUACGGGUGGGAAUUACCAACACAUUGCCGAACAAGGGUAUAUGCUUCUGGCAGAGCGCGCUCGUAGAGCGGAUGAUCGUGCGGUGGUCAAGGCCGUUAUUGAGGACAUCAUGAAGGUCAAGAUUGAUGAACAUGCACUGUACGAUUUGACAAGCAAAGGGUCUCAAGAACGGAUUGGCAUCCCAGUCCCUACGAGGUCGAAUAUUAUUUGGACUGGUGCUAUGAGCAGACUUUUUACACUGGUAGCCGCCGCCCUCCGAUACAACGAACCCGUCCUUCUCAUCGGAGAAACUGGCUCAGGAAAAACUUCCGUCUGCGAAUUGCUUGCGCUGGCUAUGGACCGAUCGUUAUACAGCCUGAGCUGCCAUCAAAACACCGAGACAGCAGACCUUCUAGGUAGCCAGCGGCCUCUUCGGAACAGACAGGUUCUACGGGAUACAGCCAUUCUCGAAGCCACACAGCUCCUACAUAGCAUAGGCUUUAUCACAGAGAAGACAGUUCCCAGCGAGCUCAAUCACACUAUCCGCCUGGUGGAAUCUGCACUGAAAUCGUGUCCGGUUGAGCAGGCUACUGGACUAAGAGAAGCUCUUUCUGCUUUGAAUCGAUCGACUUCCCUUUUCGAAUGGCACGAUGGCCCACUUAUCCAAGCCAUGCGCGAAGGCGGACUCUUUUUACUGGACGAAAUUUCCCUGGCCGAUGACUCUGUAUUGGAGCGCUUGAACAGUGUUCUGGAGCCGUCACGACAACUGGUGCUCGCCGAGAAGGGCGGCGAUGACUUUUCGCUGCUAACUAUCACGGCCAAAGCCGAGUUCCAGUUGGUCGCAACUAUGAAUCCAGGAGGCGAUUAUGGAAAGAAGGAACUAUCACCAGCAUUGCGCAACCGGUUCACGGAAAUAUGGGUGCCUCACGUCGACCAGCGCGCUGAUCUAUUUGACAUUAUCCAGCAUAGUUGGAAAGAUGGGCGUUUGCAUGCAUAUACCUCGAAGCUUCUCGAUUUUGCCGAGUAUACAGGAACCAUACUAAAAGACAGGAGCGUUGUGGGUCUACGAGAUCUAUUGGCAUGGGUUUCAUUCUCGAAUUUCUGUACGACUUCAACCACGCUUUCCCUUGAUGUUAUCUUUCACCAUUCUGCCCGAUUGACAAUCCUCGACGGGAUCCCUACCUUGAGCUCAGUUGCAUCGCUUCCAUUGUCCGAAAUAUCUCGCUUACGAUUGGGCUUGGAAGAAAAACUCCACGAGCUUGUUCCCCUAUCCUCCGGACAUGUCAAGCUCGAAGAAACUUUAGAUAUCGGAGUCCGUAACAAUCAAUUUUGGGUCGGGUCCUUUUCAGUAGCUAUUGGCAACCUUGAACCCAUCAAAAGCAACUUGAGUCUACACGCCCCCACCACUCUUAUGAAUGCCUCUCGUGUUGUUCGGGCCCUUCAAAUCCCAAAACCACUUCUGCUCGAGGGGAGCCCUGGUGUCGGAAAGACUAGUCUGAUUCUUGCACUGGCAGCGAUGUCUGGGCAUCCUUUGUGUCGUAUUAAUCUCUCAGACCAAACGGAUCUCAUAGACCUAUUUGGGUCUGAUAUGCCCAUAGAAGGGGGGAAUCCCGGAGAAUUCGCUUGGAGGGAUGCUGCUUUCCUGAGGGCUAUGCAAAACGGGGAUUGGGUACUUUUGGAUGAAAUGAACUUAGCGCCGCAAGCAGUCCUUGAAGGGCUCAACGCGGUCCUGGACCACCGCGGUACCGUAUUCAUCCCAGAGCUAGGCCGGGAGUUUACGAAGCACCCCAAUUUUCGUGUGUUUGCCGCGCAGAACCCCCUUGGACAGGGCGGGGGCCGCAAAGGUUUACCCAAAUCAUUUGUCAAUCGAUUUACCAAGGUUUUCGUCGAAGCGCUAUCGCGAGAUGAUCUUCAAGCUAUAUGCGGGUUGAUAGACUCGGAUCUAGGUAGCGGCCUUGCUGAUAUGUUGACAUUCAACGAGCGUCUAUGCGAGCAAGUAAUUAAUAACGGUCGUUUCGGACGUGAAGGCAGUCCUUGGGAAUUCAAUCUCCGAGAUCUCAUUCGAUGGAUAUCCCUUUGGAAAUCUCCCGGUCUACCCUUUACGGAUUCACCGUACGAAUAUAUAGAGGAUGCUUACCUCGCUCGUUUCCGCUCAUUUGAUGAUCGACAAUAUGGUCGCGCUCUCUACGAUUCGGGUGACCCCGAAACGUUUACUACUCGCAGGCUAAUAUCCGUAGGAUUGAAUCAGGUACAAUUCGGUCAUACUCUAAGCUCUAGGAGCUCUGGACUCGUAUUGCCUCCAUCGUUGGCGCUGCUUCAAGACCAAUCGUUGAACAUGGAAGUCGCUUCGAAGUGCAUUGACUCUGGUUGGCUCUUAAUUUUGAAUGGGCCAACACAUUCGGGAAAGACCUCGCUGAUCCGAGCGAUUGCUUCGUUGCGUGGUGAAGACCUCAGGGAGUUCUGUAUGAGCCCAGGGACCGAUGCAACUGACCUUUUAGGUGGAUUUGAGCACUCAAAUAGGGAGCUCAGCCUGAGGAAUCUACUCUCUCAUAUCAAUACAUUCCUGGAAAUGGCCCUUGUGUUAACUGGAUCACUGAAUUCGAAGCUAACCAACCUAUCUCAAUCUCUUGCUACUGCUUUGGAGGCCUCUGGACCGGAGAAAUCGGCGCACUCUGUAAGCCUACUAAAAGAAAUUCGCCACCAACUCGUAGAACUUCAUGGAUCCACCUCAAGCAAAGUCGUAGACCGAAUUGACAAUUUCAUCCUUCAAGAUCCUUCUUCACCUGGACGCUUCGAGUGGAUUGAUGGUCCUUUAGUGAAGGCCAUGAAGGAGGGCCAGUGGCUGGUACUUGACCACUGCAACUUGUGCAAUCCCGCAGUUUUGGAUCGGCUGAAUUCAUUAUGUGAAACCGAUGGUGUACUAGUUCUCAGCGAAAGGGGCACUAUCGAUGGAGAAAUCCCCGUGAUUGUGCCACAUCCCAACUUCCGCCUUUUCAUGUUACUCAAUAGUCGCUACGGAGAGCUUUCUCGUGCUAUGCGUAAUCGAGGGAUUGAAGUUACUAUGGCUCCUGUGAAGAACCCAACAGAUAUAGCAAGAAUUCGGCAGAGUGCACGUCUAAUUUCAUCCUUCGAAAGCAAUCAAGAUUCGUUGACCGAAGACACCGUUCUCAUACAACUUAUCCGGCGAGGAUUGGCUCUGAGGGGUUCGGACCAGGUUGGGACCAAGAGGGUCCCCAUCUGCCCAACCUCUGUCCUGGAUGCCCCUCUUGGAAUAAAAAAAGAUACGAAGGAAGACAUUGCUAAAUUGUUGUUUAUGGCCACGAGCGUGUCCAGGGACUCCUGGUACAUCUUAUCACACUAUCUUAGCGCAUUCGGGCAUCGUAAUAUAGCACAGCUUUGGAUCAAUCUAUCUGGGCAUCACAUCCUCGAAAAUUCUGACAGCUUGGGCGCACGUGUCGGAACUGAGCGGGGCGUGUCAUCUCCAUUUCUCCUUUCCCAGCCCGUCCUACAUCAUUUGAACACAAAUCUCGUGACACCAUCUCUUGUCCCUGGGCUAUACCAUGAGUCAGUCAUGCAAGAGCUUGGAUGGGAGGCUGUUGUACAAGCCCAAACAUUACCGCUAGUAAACCCCUUAACAAACGCUCCAUCUAAUGACUUGCUGUCGAUCAUGGACAAGUCCAGACUCGUCUGGGGAGGCUUAGGCGCGGUAGUCAAUAUCCCACAUUACGUCCGCUCGAUCGCUCCAUUUUUAUCCGCUCUGAACCACGCAUGUCAAUCCUCUCUGAACACGCCAGAUGUCUUGGGUGAAACUAGGGCCAUCGGUUUAGCUCGAAAGCUGUGCGAUUACAGCAAAGUUUUACAAGCUAUAAUAGAUGCUCCAUACGCCGAUUUUGCUGCCAUUCAAACUGUUGUUCAACUAGUUGGAGUUGCUUUGAGCGAGUUCAGUUCCUCAUCGGUACACUUCCAGCAGGCCGUAGAAAUAACGAACAAGUUAAUGCAAGACGUGCGCUUGAAGUCGGGCCAGGGGAUGCUUCAAAUAUGGUCAAUUAUGCAACAGCCUACGCCAACCCAAUCCACCCAAGACCUCAUCUCGAGAAUAGCAAUCGGCCCUGGCUCUUUAUUUGGCGCAGAUGGGCGUAGAGAAAGGCUCGAAAUAAUAGCUAUGCUGUACAUACAGGAAUCAUCCGAACUAAUUGAGUGUGCUAAUAAAAUCCUAAAGGUCGAGACUGAACGAGCUUCCACAAUCGCUGACGAUACUAUGAUGGGGUUCGACCACCAGGAAACCUGUAUCGCAAUGGCGGUGAUUAUGUCCCGGGCGUUCCGAGGUACUUCCACAGCCCAGAUAAAUGCGGUAUUCUUCGAUGCUGCAUGCCGAGUUCCUAGCCUUGAUUUACGGGCACUAGCGUUUCUACGACUUCUUCUCUGGGAAGUUGAUCUACCCAUAAUGAAACCUUCCGAUUCUUUAUUGCUACCAGAAGUUUCAUUGCGGUUAUUGAAUCGCCAUAACCCGCACAUGCUCUUCGCCAUCCAGCUACAGUGGAUGAGAGCGUGUUGGUCAGCGUCAGAAAGCCAGACCCCCACCCUGGGUCCUCAAUCAAUGCUAAUGUCCGUUGAGUAUCCUGCAUGCCUUGCACGAUGCGACCCUUCCUCCAUACGCCUCGGCUCAUAUGAUCAAUAUCGAGAGCGCAUUCAAACACAAGGACUCCGAAUCAAAGCACAAGCAUACCUACCGCCAAAUGAGAGAAUCUUAUCACUUGCCACCAUAUGGGCCCACUCCGUUUCCUUGAUUUUGGCAUCUUUCAGCUCUCAGCUUACUGAAGGGGAACAACACCAGAUUUCGCGGAUUCAAGAAAAUCUCCACCGUACUAUAGAUGAGCGAUCUGCAUGCCUUGCAAUGACCGAGCUAGCAUUAUUCCUGUGCAAAUGCUCUUGUUCGCUUUUAGCACAAAUGGCUCAGAAGCAUCUCUCCGAUCUCAAUAAUUCACUCGAUCUGGUAGCCUUUGAUAGUAUUUCUGCUACUAAGUUUAUCGGAGAGGCUUGGAUUCGGUGUGCAUACAUGCUCUUGGAGCUAUACUUCCCUGAUGUGGCUAUGGACCCACUGGGUGGACAAGCUACCCACCGUCACCUCUGGGAGAUCCGAACCGAGUGGUUGGAACUAUAUGAGCAGGCCCUAGAACUAGGCCGGCAGCUCGGGCUUGGAACAAAUUAUGAUUCGGGACUUAGGCGUUUGUAUGAUUCAACAUGCGAGGCACGAAAACAGUAUGACCAACUCAAGCCUACCACGGUUCGCGGACCCGAGCACUUGCGACACCUCACUGAGAUGUUUGCCGAAGCACACACAUUUUUGGCACAAGCUAUUGAAAGGCCUCGAAUUUUCCAGCUUAUUGAAAGCCUCAAAUCUAGCUCAGCCAACAGCCAAACGCAAGAAGAGUUGGUGCAACAAACCGUGGCUAAUUUCUUACAGCGACUUCGACAAAACUAUCCCACUCUCUCCGAUGUUGUCGCCCCACUUGAGUACGCACUACAGCAACUGAAGCUUGGUCUCCGACUAUAUGCGUCUUCAAUCGCACAAACGGAAAGUAACCGAUCGGACGUCUCUGCGAUUACACAAUCCUUGCUUCAACGUCCCUCGAUCAGAUCAGCUCACGCUAUCCUUAAACUCGAUGUGGCUACCGUUUCUCCUGUUGUUCCCCUUGCCGUUUCUAGUUCUGAAGAUGCCCGUCUCGCCCUACGGCCGCUAACAAAACUCUACAAUUCUUUCCUGGAUCUCUGGUUAUCUCAAAAGGCUCGGGAAGCUCGCGCAGAAGAAGAUGCUAGGAGCUUAUACAAGCCGAACAAGCUUGAUAGUGCAGGAGAAAGCGAAGAAAUAGAAAUGGAGAGGGAAUUCAACGAGCUGUUCCCAUCGUUUGGUGAUAUUUUGGACGACACGACUCCCUCAGCUACACAUACUGCUCGCGAAAUUGUUCGCAGUAUUAUGUCUGUGACGACGAAGGACAUCGAAGAUAUCUAUCAACUCCAUAAUUCUUGGGCAAUGCUGCAAUCUGAUUCACAACAGGCUUCUUUACAUAUCUACUCCACGUACUCGAGACUGGCCGAUCGCCAUCUAGCGAGAAUUGUUCAAAAUUAUAGAGGCUCAUUGGACACAUCCGUCGAUGCCGCAGGAUUUUCGCGUCAGAUGGAAAUGCUCCGAUCGUCGAGGAACCACCUAGAAUCAAGCAUGAGUGCAGAUUUCAACUUUUACCAAGAUUACAGUGCCCUAGAGAUGAAUAAAGCAGCUCGAUUACUUGAUGACUUCUGUGCACGUUUGGCUACUCUGAUUGUCGAAUGGCCGGAUCAGAUGGUCCUGCAGCACUUGCAGGAAAGGUGCCAAGCGAUUCAGCAGCUACGACUCAACACGCCUCUUGCAAAGGUUCUCUCCGCCCUGGAACAACUCUUGCUCCAUACGGCUGACUGGGAGACAUACCCGAACAAAGAUAACUCAUUAAAGGGGCAACAGCAGCAGCUCACCGACCUUAUUAUCGACUGGCGACAAAUCGAAUUGAAGUCCUGGUCGACUCUCUUGGACAGGGAACUUCUUUCAUCUGCGAACUCCGUAUCUUCCUGGUGGCCCAGGCUGUAUGAGUCUAUAGUGGGCGUCAUUGCAUCGUUUGAAGGUGACCAGAUAAAAGUGUCCAACCACUUGCAACAACUUGUCCCUCUCCUCGACUCUUACCUCGCACAAAGUCCACUGGGGCAGUUCGAAUGCCGCUUGACUCUGCUUCGAUCAUUCGCUGAGCUAACAAAGCAACUUUCGGAAGACUCCAUUUCACUUGAGUCGUUCUCGAAAGUUUCGGAUGUUGUGAAGAGCUUAUGUGUCCAGUAUCUCGCAUUACUUCCACUUGUUCGUGAAUCUUUGAAGAAACAAAGGGCUACCCUUGACAAGGACAUUAAAGAUUUCAUCAAGCUUGCAAGCUGGAAAGAUACUAAUGUCCACGCGUUGAAACAAAGCGCCCAAAAAACCCAUCAUGUCCUGUACAAGUGUAUCCGAAAGUUCCGUGAAAUUAUCCGACAACCGGUCUCCGAUCUCGUUUCAUCCGCAGAGCCAAAUGAUCUCUCAGCCUCUGGUAACAACACCGUCGGUAGCCACUUCCCUGAGUUAGAGGUCCUACCUAUUACUCAACUUGCAACCGAACCAUCCAGCUCGCUUCAAAACAUCAACCUUCUGCUCGCACUCGAAAAAUACCAAGGAUAUGCCGGGGGCUUAGGGAAACAGCUUGUAUUCAACAAAGCAACGGAACUCAUUCAUGACUUGACUACUCGUAUCAUCUCUGGGGCCAAGGAACUGGCUGAUGUACCAGUACCAGAGUCAGGAGCACGGGCGCGACAUAUCAAGGCAUUGGUUUCGCGGAAACGGCGCGCUUGGAGCGAACUCCUUAAAGAACUCAAGAGACUUGGCCUAUCAGGUGCCAUCACUACUGAUACGUUCAUACAACAUGAAGAUCGUGCAUUCCUUCUCUCACUCUACGUCAACCCAGAUCACGGGCACUUUUUUUCGGAGGCUAUAUCGAAAAGUAAUCUCCAAUUUUCGAGACUAUUGCAAACUCUGCCUGAGAUGCGAGCCGCUCUCCCUCGCCACCACCCUGAUGUUUCGACUCGGGAUUUCCAGCGAGCCUGCAACUUAGUCGAGUCGUCGUUUUCACAUGUAAUCGAGGCACGAAAGAUUCUGAAAACUUCACUGGUAGCGUAUAGCCGGAUUUGUGAACGAUUAGAACGCAUUGUAGGCAUCCGCGCUUUGAUAAACGGAGGCGAUCCAGUAGCCAGUGUUGGCGAGCAGUCCCUUGGCUCGGUCCAUUCGAUCCAGGCAACAGUGGCUGAAAUCCACGCAUCUUUGGCCGAGCUGGUCAAAGAUAUUUCCCGAUUCCACUCGGUAGCCGAUACCUCAGAUGUCCCUGUCACUAUCAGAGAAGUCCUAGAAAACGCGACGACCGAAUCGGCGGAGAUUCUGACCUCAAUAACAAGCCUCAAGAAGCGUGGUACGUUAUUAGAGAUCCCAAUAUGGACGCGUGGAGAGGCAAAGGUCUUUGACAAUGCGAGGGUCUUCAUUUCGGAUAUCAAAGCGACGUUUGGCCGUAUCAGCAACGAUCCUUCCAUUCCAGUACGAUUGUUCCAACCUAUAUGCGAUUGGCUAAAGUCACUAGAGGUCCCUGUGCCACUGGACUAUCCUGAACCCAGGCCAGACGAAACACUGCCUUCCGUAGACGAAAUUAUUAGCAAACUUUUGACUGGAAUGCAGACAAUCGUUACGAGCCAAAACCUGACUAUGGCGCUUCUAAACGAAGAAGAAAUCCCAGACAAAGCUAUUCGGAUUGCUGUCGAACAUACUCGGAAGAUUACUUCGGUGCUCGGAAUUCCUGACAUCGAACAAGCAUUUGGACUAUUCGUGAGGAGAAUAGCGUGUAUGAACGGGGACCAAAUAGCCUACUCUAUCGAUCGCCUUGCGCCCUUCCUCCAAGUCUACACGAACUUAGCUCGCAAUGGCUUAGCUGAAACUCUCUCAUGGCUCGGCUCAAUCUCACGACUUACUAUAACCUUGGCCUCUACAGUUCGAAAUAUCAUGCAAAAGGGCUUUUGCAGACCUCCAGAUAUUGAGGAUGAAGGCGACAACAGCAAAGGAGGCCAGGAGCUUACAGAAGGGACCGGUAUGGGCGAAGGAUCCGGCGCUGAGAACAUUAGCAACCAGAUCGGGGACGAGUCGCAAGUCGAAGGGCUGAAAGGCGAAAAUGAUUCUGGUGAAAAAGGAAGCAAGAACGGCGAGGAUGGGGAAAACAAAGACGCAAUUGAAAUGAGCGAAGACUUCACAGGGGAGAUGGAAGAUGUCAGCAGCGAUGAUGAAGAUGAAGACGACGGGUCCAAAUCGGGAAGCGAGGGUGAUCCUGAAGAGCGAAUCCAAGAACUUGAUUCCGCCAACUCCAACAUUGUCGACGAAAAGCUAUGGAACGACGAGACCGCUUCAGAGAAACCAGAGGGGCAAGAUCAAGCGGGAGAAGAUAAGACUGCACAAUCCAACGAGCAAUCGCAGACAGCCGCCAAGGAAGACAAGCCACAACAGUCGAAAGAAAGCUCUAGAGUCAAUGAAUCAGAACAGCCUACUGAGGACGACAAGACGGAGCAAGUCUCAGAUGGAAGGAAAAUGGAUGAUUUUGUCCCAGAAGCCAACACGCUUGAUCUCCCCGACGACAUCGACCUUGGACCGAGUGAUGACAAAGAAGCUAAUGACACCGAAGAUGGAAUUGGAGAUGAAGACACCAUAAUGGGGGACGGUGAAUCGGUGGAUGAAUCGGCCGAUAACCAUGACGAGAGCCAUGAACCAGAUCCAACUUCCCAGGCGACCACCGACGAUGCGACUGAGGCAGAUCCGAACUUCGAAGCAGACCAGACAAUUCCGGGCGACAACAAAGAGAAAGGCGAUGAGGAACGAGAUCACAAUCCGGGACGUCAAGACAUCGAAGGAGGAGACAACCAAGAUACCGAUGCAUCUGGGCUCGACAACCAGGUUAGCUCGGGUGCCGAUCGAGGCAGGAGCAAUGACGGGGCGGUCAGUGAUCAGAACGAGUAUGAUCCAGGAGGGGAGCACACACCAGAAACCAAAACUGAUACGGCUGUAGAAAACGAUUCGACCGACCCAACUGCAGGAGGAAGUGACAUUCAAACUCGGCCCCAAGGUACAUCACAGCGACAAGAGAAACCUCCCAAACAAGAGCUACCAAACCCACUCAGGAGCCUUGGUGAUGCAUCGAAAGAAAUCCAACGACGCGUCGACGAGAUUCUUAAUAGGCAAAAUGCUCCGUCCAUACAACCUGAACCUGUUCAAGACGCCGCCGAGGUGGAAUACAUGCAAAAUGAGGAUGACGAUCAAGAAAUGCAGGCUUUAGGACCCUCAAAUGAGGUUGAUGAGACCGCCAAACUACGAGACCUCCGAAUUGAUGAAGACACUCAGGGAGUACCCCAAGACGACCGUACCGUUGAUGCAGACAUAGAAAUGGAUCCCGUAGCUCCCAGCAACGUCAAACAAGAGCCAGCUGAACCUCGAAAUCAUUCCCUUGAGGCCGCACUUACCGCUGAGGAAUUGAGCCACCCAAUGCAUGGUCCUAUGGAUAAUCUGGCUACGAAUUCCGAGACGAGCACCAAGCGAGAAGUCGAGCUUGAGGAAAACGUACCUCUUGAUUCUGCCAUGGUAGAGAGAACUAUUGCCGAAUGGCAAGCCAGUGGUAAAACCGUCAAAGAUGCCGAAGAAAUUUGGCGGCUGUACGAGAACCUUACGCAAGAUUCAUCCCAUGCACUAUGCGAGCAAUUGCGGCUUAUUUUAGCACCAACCCGUGCGACGCGAUUGCGUGGGGACUUCAGAACGGGCAAACGAUUGAAUAUGAAGAAACUCGUACCUUAUGUUGCUUCAGACUUUACUCGGGACAAGAUCUGGUUGCGUCGUACCCGUCCGGCUGCACGAGAGUACCAAGUAUUACUCGCCGUCGAUGAUUCGCGCAGUAUGGCCCGGGAGCCGCACACAAUCCACUUGACACGCCAGGCUUUGGCCCUUGUCGCGCGGGCGCUUGAGAAGCUCGAAGUUGGUGAACUAGCCUUGGCCAGAUUCGGUCGUGAAAUGGAGGUGGUGCAUGAGUUCGGUGCAGGCGUGCUUCAAGGUGGUGCUGCGCUCAACAAGUUCACAUUUAACCAGCCCGCAACGGAUGUGCUCCGGUUGGUCGAAUCAAGUCUGGACGUGCUCCGCUCGGCCAGGGAAGGCAGCAACACUUCAUCCUCCGCCGACCUGUGGCAGCUUGAAAUCGUAAUUUCCGACGGGAUUUGCCAGGACCAUGAGCGCUUGCGGACCGUUCUCCGACGAGCUGAAGAGGAGCGAGUAAUGGUGGUCUUUGUGGUUGUCGAUACUCCGGCUAGCAAUGGGUCCCAGGAAAGUUCAAUCGUAUCGAUGUUGCAGCCCACUAUCAAGAUGGUCAACGGUAAGAUGGAUAUUCAAAUGGAGCGUUAUCUCGAUUCGUUCCCGUUCCGGUACUUUGUGGUUCUCCGCGACGUCGACGCGCUGCCUUCCGUCUUGGCCGGAACACUCCGACAAUUCUUUGAACGUAUAUCUGAGGAUUAG